Molecule: messenger RNA, 2067 nt
Organism: Tigriopus californicus
Lineage: Eukaryota; Metazoa; Arthropoda; Copepoda; Harpacticoida; Harpacticidae
Gene: Mon1
Product: protein SAND-like
Exons: 5
Coding region: 234-2012 (592 amino acids)
Biological process (GO): protein targeting to vacuole; endosome to lysosome transport via multivesicular body sorting pathway
Source: RefSeq, a predicted model, not a curated record
CCCUUUUUCGCCUGUUGCGAGUCAGUCUCAAGUCAGCCUCCAGUCAGUCAGUCGCUAGUCUCUCUGCUCUACCAGUAGUGAGUAGUCAUCAUCAGUUGUCAAAUACUCGAAGCGAAGUUGCCAAAACCUCCCCUGCUUCCUUCUUUCCAUCCACUUCCAUCCACAAUUAACACACUCUUGACACUUUGCUCUCCUGGGCAUUCCAUUGCAUUCAAUUCCUGCUCAGGCGAGCGAUGGCCACGCCCUCCGGUGCCUGGCCCGCCCUGGCCUCGCCUAUCCCGACCUCCACCGAUAUGGAACCCACCGAAGCCAUCGGGGUGGGCGAACGCCUCUUCGCCACCACGCCUUCCGGGCGGAAUUAUCUUUCGGAUUUCAUGCACUCCCAGGAGCCUAUCGACCCCGAUCACGAUGAGGAUGAGGCGGAUUUGACAGCGGAGGCGGCAGAGGAUUAUCGUUUGAGCACCACCCAUAUGACAGGAUCACUCCAUGAACUUCAAGAAGACGCCGUUAUCAAAGAUGAUAAAACUCAACAAGAGGUAGCGGAAGUGAUGCAGAGGAGCAUGGAGGCUUGUCAAAUCAAUCCGGACACCGUGUCCCGCUUGAGCUCGCCGCGCAAAAGGUCGUCCGCCUCACCCGCCCUCAGCCCUGAGCUCGACACCGACGACGAAGAUGACGACGACGACGACGACGACUUUGAAGACGCUCAAGAGUCGUUGAGUCCCAGCCAAAAGAGGCUCGAGAGUCAGUCCUCGUCGGUGCCCGAUCCCGGCAUCAUGAACUCACCCACGUGGCGACAACAGCGCAAACACGUGUUCGUUCUGUCCGAAUCCGGCAAGCCCAUUUUCAGCCAACACGGCGAUGAGGACGAACUGGCCUCGCUCAUGGCUGUUAUGCAGGCCAUGGUCUCGUACGUGAUCGAUAUGGGCGACGUCUUGAAGAGCAUGAGUGCCGGGGGUAAACAGAUCGCGUUCUUGCAUAAAGGACCGCUCAUUUUGGUGGCUGUCACGCAAGGCAACGAGAGUGCCAGCCAAUUGGCCGUUCAGCUCACUUAUGUGUACCACCAGAUCUUGUCCAUUCUCACGUUGGGCCAAUUAACGCGGAUCUUUGAGCGCAAACCGGGCUUUGAUCUCCGGAAGAUGUUGGCGGGCUCGGAGAGGCUCAUCCAGAGCCUGGUUCGAGCCAUGGACUCGGAUCCGAGCUUCAUGCUGUCGGCCGUGAGAGUCCUGCCCUUGGCCCAAGCCAUCCGGGAUGAUAUCACAAAGACCGUGAUUCAAUCCUGUCAGAAGAUCAAGAACCUCGUGUUUGCCAUCAUGAUCGCGGACAAUAAACUGGUGGCUCUAAUUCGGAUGAAGAAGUACUACAUUCAUCCGGCCGAUCUUCACUUGUUGCUGAAUCUAGUGAAUACCACAGAGUCUUUCAAGCAUUCCGAGGCGUGGUUACCUAUUUGUCUCCCCAAAUUUGAUCCCAGCGGGUUCGUCCACGCCCAUAUCUCUUAUUUGUCAGAUGAUUGCCAGGCUUGUCUACUUAUGAUCACCGCCGAGCGGGAUAUCUUCUUCGAAGUAUCCGAAGCCAAAGGCAAGAUUGUUGAAGUCAUGACCAAAAACAAUACUCUCCUGCCCAUUUCCGAAAGCAUGACGAAAUCGAAGGAAACUCCGGCGGAUCUCGACUUUCCCGAAUUGCGACACUUUCUCUACAAAUCUAGAAGUGCGGCUCAAUUCACCUCGCCCAUUGCGGCCACCGCAUACCAAGACGAGAAAGAUGCCGAUCGUCUGCACGGGAUCUACUUAGAAAUGCAGCACCAGCUCCACUCGCCGCAUCGUCCCUUGAAACUGAUUUAUCGCGGAGAUUCGCAGGAAAACGUCUUGGGCUGGGUGACGCAAACUUUCGAAUUGUACGCCGCAUUUUCACCCGAUGCCACCAAGGCCACAGCCAUCAAGACUAUAAACGCAGUGUUGAAAUGGUGUAAGAAGGAGGAAACCUCACUGUUCAUCUUGAAUGCCCCCACUUUUUGAGCUGACCGAUUUUUCAUUCACCCCCAAUAAAGACACGCUUGACGCACCCAUAACA